AUGGCAAGGGGCAUGUCAAACGUCUCUCUCCGGGUUGAAGAGGACACCGAAAACCCACCUUCAGCUGUUCCGGGACCACCAGAUGGUGGUUAUGGUUGGGUUUGCGUCGCGGCAUGCUUUACCAUCAACUGCUUCACGUGGGGAGUGGUAUCUUCGUACGGAGUUUUCCUUGGAUACUACCUAGAAAAAGACAUUUAUCCAGCGGCGACACCUAUGGACUUUGCUUUCAUUGGAGGAUUGAACUUUUCAGUAGCGAUGCUGGCCUCUCCAGCCGUCACAGUUCUGGUUCGGCGUAACCCUAUUGGCAUCCACCUCCCCAUGCUUCUGGGUGUAGUUUUCCAAACAUCUGGAUUUAUCACAGCAUCUUUUGCAACCCGUAUCUGGCACCUCUACCUUACACAGGGCGUUUUGGUUGGCCUCGGCGUUGGCUUCUCUUACCUUCCCAGCAUUGCUAUCCUGUCGCAAUGGUUUAGUCGCCGCCGUAGCUUGGCUAACGGCAUCAGCGCUGCAGGAUCUGGUAUCGGUGGUUUAAUCUUCUCCUUUGCUGUUCGCGCAGCUAUUAGCAAUAUCUCCUUGGCUUGGGCACUUCGGAUGACUGGUCUCGUCAGUGGCUUCAUGAAUAUCAUGGCCACAAUUGCGAUUCGGAGUCGCAAUCAUAUCAUUCAGCCUAAACAGCAUCCUUUCGACAUGAACUUGCUUGGUCGGUACGACGUCGGUCUUGUCCUCGGGUGGGCAUUUGUGAGUAUGUUGGGCUACAUUACGUUGCUUUUUUCUAUGUCCAACUUUGCUAGGUCAAUAGGUCUAGACGAUUCUCAAGCCGCUAGUGCUACAGCCCUUCUGAACCUAGGGACUGCGCUUGGGAGACCGUUUAUUGGAGUUAUCAGCGAUCGCUAUGGUCGUAUCGAGACGGCGGGACUCAUCACUUUCGUAUGUGCAAUAUCCGUCUUUGCAAUAUGGGUACCAGCAACAUCAUAUGGUGUAACUAUUCUCUUUGUAAUCAUCAAUGGGGCGAUUUUGGGUGUUUUUUGGGUUACUAUCGGCCCAAUAUGUACGGAGGUUGUCGGGCUUGUAGAGCUACCCUCUAUGCUCUCGCUAGCCUGGUUGGUGAUUGUGCUACCAACCACCUUCUCCGAAGUGAUUGCACUCAAACUGAGAAGGGAAAAAUCCGCACGCGAGUUUCUCUAUCCUCAAAUAUUUGCAGGCUUAGCGUACCUCAUCGCAAGCCUGAUAGUCUUGGAGUUGUGGCGAGUUCGCCGACGUCGGAUCGUGGUCGACCAGGCUCGAAACUAUGAAACCUCAUGA
Glarea lozoyensis ATCC 20868 is the source of this 1302-nucleotide messenger RNA. RefSeq names its product MFS general substrate transporter. Lineage: Eukaryota; Fungi; Ascomycota; Leotiomycetes; Helotiales; Helotiaceae. The record is from RefSeq and is a predicted model, not a curated record. Gene Ontology annotation, molecular function: transmembrane transporter activity. The transcript has 4 exons. The coding region runs from base 1 to 1302 and encodes 433 amino acids. Gene Ontology annotation, biological process: transmembrane transport.